GGCUUUGGUGUCCUGUGUGGUUAAGGGGAGUUUUGUCAGGAGAGAAAGACAUUACAUGUGCUUGUUGCACAGGGCUCCAACGGUAGGUCCUUUGCUCACUUGUGUGCAGGGGAUUUCAAGGACUUAACUGCCAAGCGCCUACAGUAGAUAUUGUUAGUGUCAUUUGACUACUCAUGGACUACAGAGACACACCGUCUGUGGCAUAGUCAAUGGUAGGAUUCUGAAAGAAGACAAAGAUGUGAGAUUGUUAUGCUUUUGUGUAAACAAUACAAUCAGCCUCACCGAAGGAUACGGCACUCACGCUUCGCACAAGUCUGUUUCCUCACAGAACAACACUUCCGUAAAACAACUGCUCUGCUUUGUCACUUGGAAAACAAUAUUGCUCUUUUCUGACCAAGAAAAGAAGAAGUGUCUCAAAAGGCUCGGAUGCAUUUGUCAAUGGAUACGCUCGGAAUUGUGGACGACAGUUGCCUGGACAACUAUGACAUGGCCAAAGGUGCUGGGUCAAGCAAUGGAGGCAGGGUCCACAGUAUUGAUGUCAUACUGGGAUUCACUAAAGACCAGGACCCUUUACUCCAUUCUGUAGGUGAUGAUGACGGCCAAAAAGCCAAUGGAGAAAACCCACAGCACCCUCAGAAGCAGAUCCCGUCGGACCCGUAUAGGCACCUUUCAGAAUUGGGUGACAGCUCCCAAAACUCUUCCUACCAUGAAUCAGACCUUUUCUCCGCUGACAAAUGUGAUGAAGAAAUGAGCAGUCUGCAGAAGGAAGUGGAUGUUGCUGAAGGGUCUCCAGAGGCCAUUACAGAGGAAGAGCACACUAAAAAGAAACACAGAAGAAACCGUACUACCUUCACCACCUAUCAGCUUCAUGAGCUGGAGCGAGCAUUCGAGAAGUCCCACUACCCAGACGUCUAUAGUCGGGAGGAGUUGGCAAUGAAGGUCAACUUGCCAGAGGUUCGAGUUCAGGUGUGGUUCCAGAACCGGAGAGCCAAGUGGAGACGACAAGAAAAGAUGGAUACUAGCACCAUGAAACUUCAUGACUCUCCCAUGCUAUCCUUCAAUCGUCCUCCGAUGCCUCCCAGUGUGGGGCCAAUGUCCAACCCGAUGCCCCUAGAUCCCUGGCUGACCUCGCCCAUCUCUAGUGCCACGCCCAUGCAUACCAUCCCGGGGUUCAUUGGUUCACCACAGGGCCUGCAGCCUGCCUAUCCAAGCCACAGCUUCCUCAACACCCCACCUGGCAUGGUCCAAGGUAUGCAACCAAUGGGCCCUCCCCCCUACCAGUGCCCACCCAGCUUCAAUGAUAAAUAUCCCAUGGAGGACGACAGGAGUUCCAGCAUCGCAGCACUCAGGAUGAAGGCCAAAGAGCACCUUCAGUCAAUGGAUAAAACCUGGCAGCACAUGUGAUCAGAUGAGGCACUGUGGAAGGAUUUUUGAGCUGUUUCCCGUGAAUGUUUACAAACUGCUUUUUCACUCAUUAUUUCCUGUAUCUAUGAUGAGGAUACAUGACACCAAAGGAGUCAGACAUCAUUUCCCUGAUGCUAAUAAGCAACUGUAAAAAAAAAAAAGAAAUCAUGAUUGAUUCUCUGGUGGCCCUUUUGAUUUAGCUCAAAAGUUUUUGGAAGUGACUCUUAAUUAGAGAAAAACCUCAAUGUGAAUGUUUUUACACUUUUGUUGAGUAUUUUCCUGCUCUCCUGAGAGGAUAUCUUUGUGGAGCGGGCUGAGCACUGUGCUUUGGGCAUUUUCUAGUAUCUAGAUCCUAGAACUAGACAAUUUAAGUACACAGGUGGAUGGUUCAAAGAGGGGUUUCUCCGUGUGUGUCUUUUCGGUGGGGUUUUCUCCAUGAUAUUCAAACUAUUGUUUCUUAGUGUAUAGGCUGUCCAGCAUAUUCUGCUAUAUUUCAGCCCAUUUGAAAGUUGCCACAAAUCUUUAUUCAAAUCAAUUCUCCCACUUAAUUCUAUUAAGUUAGGUUUAAAAGUGAUAUGUGUGUGUUUGAUUUAAAUCAUUAAACUGGCCUUUUGAAGAGCAUUGAGCCCUGUUGGGGCAGGUUAUCGGAAGUCACAGAGCGUAAUCUGGCUCAGAAGCUAAUUUAGACAGACAAGCAUACCUCUUAACACUUAAUUACUGCUUUUAAAGCGAUUAACCCCGGAUUCUCAGCCAUAGACAGAAUGCCCUCAGUUGCCCCUGAAAACCUUUUUCAAGACAUGAUUAUCUUUGCCCCUCCCCUCAAACUUGAGAAUUUAUUUAUUUUUUAUUUGAUAUAGCACAACAUGUUGAUGUUGCUUUUUGUUAUGCCCCUUCUUAAUCUUCAUCUUACGCGUAAAAGAUGCUUCUGAUUGCGUUGUUGACAAAAUAUUCCCUAAAGACAGGUGGAUUAUGAGUGAGAGAGUUAAUAGGUGCUCGCAGCCUCUUUUACCUUAGGAUGUAGCACUGUUUGAUGAAACGUUGGACCACAACAAUAAGGAAAUGACGUUACAAUAACCUUAAUCAGAGAAGUAAGGCCAUGAUAAUAUUGCUUGUGUUUUACACAGUAUGUUUACAGUAUGUGGGCAUUUGGUGCGUGUGCAUUAAAAUAAAGCAAAAAGGUAAAUAAUGCUCUCUCUGGCUCUGGAAAGGCAAUAAAAACAUGCAAUUAGAUGGAAUCAAUGGAAGAAUGACUUGCAAUGCAUUUUACCAGUGCUGUCCACUAUUUGGAAAAAUAAGGUGGUAUCAAGUUUAAUCUAGUGCUGGCAAUAAUACCCAUGUGGACACCAUAAUGACAUGUAAGGAAGAGUGAUCCUUUAAACCACUCUAAAACAUAAUAUGUCUAUCAUGCCCUUUAGACAGGGCAGCAUCCACACUGUCAGUUUAAUAGGUUUUGUUUUUUUAUAUUGUUAUAAUCCCUGUUGACAACAGUGGACUAAAAAGCCAAAGAUGUGAAAAAAGAACAUUUCUUAUUACUAGAAAACACAUUUAAAUGUGUGAGGAGGUUUUAUGUUCAAAAGAAAUGUCAUCAGUUAAGUAUUUCUAGUACUUUUGAGUUUAAGGAAUGUGUUUUCA
This is a messenger RNA of Eleginops maclovinus (Patagonian blennie), 3036 nucleotides long. RefSeq names its product retinal homeobox protein Rx2-like. Gene Ontology annotation, molecular function: DNA-binding transcription factor activity, RNA polymerase II-specific; RNA polymerase II cis-regulatory region sequence-specific DNA binding. The transcript has 4 exons. The record is from RefSeq and is a predicted model, not a curated record. Gene Ontology annotation, biological process: positive regulation of transcription by RNA polymerase II. Bases 427 to 1404 code for a protein of 325 amino acids. NCBI's taxonomy places the organism in Eukaryota, Metazoa, Chordata, Actinopteri, Perciformes, Eleginopidae.